This is a messenger RNA of Ochotona princeps (American pika), 608 nucleotides long. RefSeq names its product leucine rich colipase like 1 (gene LRCOL1). NCBI's taxonomy places the organism in Eukaryota, Metazoa, Chordata, Mammalia, Lagomorpha, Ochotonidae. Bases 24 to 482 code for a protein of 152 amino acids. The record is from RefSeq and is a predicted model, not a curated record. Gene Ontology annotation, cellular component: extracellular region. Gene Ontology annotation, molecular function: enzyme activator activity. The transcript has 5 exons. Gene Ontology annotation, biological process: lipid catabolic process; digestion.
CACCCGCAGGCCUGUAGCUCAUCAUGGCCGGUACUCUGUGGACUCUGCUGCUGCUACUGCUGCUGCUCCCCCCAGGAUGGGACAAAGUGAUAAUGUCUCACAAGGGCAUUGGAGAGCCCUGUGAGAACAGGAAAGAGUGCCAGAGCGAGUGCUGCACCACCAAUAGCCUGAACCCCCAGAAGUUCUGCUCCCCCCAGAGCAUCUCCCUUCAGUGCCUGCCAUGGCGAAAGCCCAAAGGGUACCACUGCACACACCACAAUGAGUGCAAGAGCAACUGCUGCGUGAGGAAUAGCUCCAGCCCACACAAGUUCUGCACUGUCAAGACCAUCUUCCUGCAGUGUGUGUCCUGGCGCAAGCCCAAUGACUACAAGUGCAGCCACCAUGAUGAGUGCUGGAGCCAGUGCUGCAUCCAGCUGAACACAGCCAGCUCCAGGUACUGCAGACCUCGGAGCGGGAUCCUGGCCCAGUGCCUGCCCACGUGAUGUGAAAUGCAGGAAGCAACCACCCUGGACCUCAGUGUUGUUCACAAGAGACCAUCGCACCUGGACAGAAAACUGAUCCCAGGCAGGUGGCUGGAGAACAGCCAUGACCAUGUCCUAAAUAAAUAC